This is a messenger RNA of Delphinapterus leucas (beluga whale), 5068 nucleotides long. RefSeq names its product signal transducer and activator of transcription 2 (gene STAT2). The record is from RefSeq and is a predicted model, not a curated record. NCBI's taxonomy places the organism in Eukaryota, Metazoa, Chordata, Mammalia, Artiodactyla, Monodontidae. Gene Ontology annotation, molecular function: DNA-binding transcription factor activity; DNA binding. Gene Ontology annotation, biological process: signal transduction; regulation of DNA-templated transcription.
CUUGUCCCGCCUCGCGGAGAAGGAGGAGUUGUGGUGGCGCCAAUGAACUCACAGCCUGGAGAAGAGGUUGGCUGAAUGGCAGCCAGUGUCGGGGCGCCUCUAUGGGAAUAGCGAGCUCCGGGGUUCAGCCGCUCACUCAAGCCUGUGGCAAGGGAGCGGGUUCGAGAGGCGGGCGGAAGCCGAGGGCGGCGCGGGAGGCCCUGGUGCCAGAGCUCUCUUUGGGGACCGGAAGCCUGGAGCACAGCUACUGGAGGGAGCGGGGGCUGAGACUCUAACCAGGUACCGGCCCUGAGAAGGCUCAGACCCCAAAUGGCGCAGUGGGAGAUGCUGCAGAAUCUUGACAGCCCAUUUCAGGAUCAGCUGCACCAGCUCUAUUCAAAUAGCCUCCUGCCGGUGGACAUUCGACAGAACUUGUCUGUCUGGAUUGAAGAUCAGAACUGGCAGGAAGCUGCACUGGGCAAUGAUGAGGCCAAGGCUAAUAUGCUGUUCUUCCACUUCUUGGACCAACUGAACUAUGAGUGUAGCCGCUGCAGCCAGGACCCUGAGUGUUUGUUGCUACAGCACAACUUGCGAAAAUUCUAUCGGGACAUUCAGGCCUUUCCCCAGGGUGCUACCCAAUUGGCUGAGAUGAUCUUUAAUCUCCUUCUGGAAGAAAAAAGAAUUCUGACCCAGGCUCAGAGGGCUCAGUUGGAGCAAGGAGAACCAGCCCUUGCAGCACCUGGGGAGAGCCAGCAGCAUGAGAUUGAAUCCCGGAUCCUGGAAUUAAAGGCUAUGAUGGAGAAGCUGGUGAAAUCCAUCAGCCAACUGAAAGACCAGCAGGAUGUCUUCUGCUUCCGAUAUAAGAUCCAGACCUCAGCAAGGACACCCUCUUUGGACCCCCAUCAGACCAGACAGCAGGACAUUCUGCAGGAAACGCUCAAUGAACUGGACAGAAGGAGAAAGGAGGUGCUAGAUGCCUCCAAAGCACUGCUAGGCCGAUUAACUACCCUAAUUGAGCUACUGCUGCCCAAGUUGGAGGAGUGGAAAGUUCAGCAGCAGAAAGCCUGCAUUGGAGGUCCCCCGGAUGGAGGGUUGGAGCAGUUGGAGAAGUGGUUCACAGCUGGAGCAAAGCUGUUGUUUCAUCUGCGGCAGCUGCUGAAGGAGCUAAAGGGAUUGAGUCACAUGGUCACCUAUCAGGGGGACCCUCUGAUCGAAGGGGUGGAUCUGCGGAAGGCCCAGGUCACAGAGCUGCUACUUCGCCUGCUCCACAGAGCCUUUGUAGUAGAAACCCAGCCCUGCAUGCCCCAAACUCCCCAUCGACCCCUCAUCCUCAAGACUGGGAGCAAGUUCACCGUCCGAACAAGGCUGCUGGUGAGACUCCAGGAAGGCAAUGAGUCACUGACUGCAGAAGUCUCCAUUGACAGAAAUCCUCCUGAAUCACAAGGCUUCCGGAAGUUCAACAUUCUGACCUCAAACCAGAAAACUUUGACUCCUGAGAAAGGGCAGAGUCAGGGCUUAAUUUGGGACUUCGGCUACCUGACACUGAUGGAGCAGCGUUCAGGUAGUUCAGGAAAGGGCAGCAAUAAGGGGCUGCUAGCCGUGACAGAGGAACUGCACAUUAUCAGCUUCACAGUCAGAUACACCUACCAGGGUCUGAAGCAGGAACUGAAAACAGACACCCUUCCUGUGGUGAUUAUUUCUAACAUGAACCAACUCUCAAUCGCCUGGGCCUCGGUUCUCUGGUUCAAUCUGCUCAGCUCAGACCCCCAGAAUCAGCAGUUCUUCUCCAGCCCCGCCAAGGCCCCCUGGGACUUGCUGGGCCCUGCUCUCAGUUGGCAGUUCUCCUCCUACGUUGGCCGAGGCCUCGACUCAGACCAGCUUGGCAUGCUGCGGGACAAGCUGUUUGGGCAGAACUCCAAGACUGAGGGUGCCUUGUUGUCCUGGGUCAAUUUCAUUAAGCGAGAGAGCCCCCCUGGCAAGCUACCAUUCUGGACAUGGCUCGACAAAAUUCUGGACCUGGUACAUGACCACCUGAAGGAUCUCUGGAACGAUGGACACAUCAUGGGCUUUGUAAGCCGGAGCCAGGAGCGCCGGCUGCUGAAGAAGACCAUCUCUGGCACCUUUCUGCUGCGCUUCAGUGAAACAUUGGAAGGGGGCAUUACCUGCUCCUGGGUGGAACACCAAGAUGAUGAUAAGGUGCUCAUCUACUCUGUGCAGCCCUUCACCAAGGAGGUGCUGCAGUCACUCCCGCUGGCCAAAAUCAUCAGCCAGUACCAGCUGCUCACUGAGGAGAACAUACCUGAGAACCCACUGUGCUUCCUCUACCCACGAAUCCCCCGGGAUGAGGCUUUUGGGUGCUAUUCCCAGGAGAAAGUUAAUCUCCAGGAACGGAAGAAAUACCUGAAACAUAAGCUCAUUGUGGUCUCUAACAGACAGGUGGAUGAGCUGCAACAACUGCCGGAGCUUAAGCUAGAGCCAGAACUGGAGUCAUUCGAGCUGGAUCUGGGGCUGGCACCAGGGCCAGAGCCAGGGCCGGGCCUGGACUUAGAGCCACUGCUGGAGGCAGGGCUGGAUUUGGGGCCAGCACUGGAGUCCACUCUGGAGCCCACUCUGGAGCCCGUGAUGGAGUCUACUCUGGAGCCCGUGCUGGAGUCCACUCUGGAGCCUGUGCUGGAGUCCACUCUGGAGUCUGUGCUGGAGUCCACUCUGGAGCCUGUGCUGGAGUCCACUCUGGAGCCCACACUGGAGUCCACUCUGGAGCCCGUGCUGGAGCCCACACUAGGCGAGGUGUCACAGAGAGUCCCAGAGCCAGACCUGGGACCAGGACUGAAGCUGGAGCCUAUUCCAGAGCCUAUUUCACAGCCACUGCCAGAGCCGGAUUUGCCCCAUGAUCUGAGACACUUGAACACUGAGGACAUGGAAAUCUUCAGAAACAGCAUGAAGAUUGAAGAAAUCAUGCCAAAUGGUGACCCACUGUUGGCUGGCCAGAACACCAUGGAUGAAGCUUACGUCUUCCCUCGCAGCCAUUUCUACACAGAUGGGCCCUUGAUUCCUUCUGACUACUAGAAACUACAUUUUCUCUGUUCUUUCCAUAUAUUUUGCCCCUCCUACCUCUCACAUCAUGAUGUUGCUCUCCAAGGAUGGGAAAUCAGGCAUGUGCUCCUUCUAAACUGGGUUAACCGUGGGAUUUGGAGUGAGAGGUAGAAGCACAAUACGGGUAAGGAACAGUCACCAAUGAAUCAGAACAGAUGUUACCCAUAGCUCCAGCUAGGAGCCUGGAGGCUGCCUGCUGUGCUGGGAGGUAUAGGAAUUUGAGAGCAGGCCAGAACAGUUAGGAGGUACUUGGAGGGCUCAGGGCAGUGGCUUCUUUCCAAUAUGGAAGGCUUUCAACAUUUUAGUAGCUGAUAAGACUAACCUGGUGCCUACUUCAUCUUCCUGGAGUGCCCUUUCUGCUCAAAACGGCUCUGACUUCUGAUCCUGCAGUGAUUCAGAACUCCUGUCUUUGGCCAAAUACAGUCUCGGCCAGGAAAGCAGGGAAGGAAGCCCUGGGUCAGGGAGCAAAAGAGGGCCACACUUAGGACCCCCACUUCCUAAUCACAGUCCCUUGUAAUCUCAUUCAGCUUGCUUAGCCAUGUACGGAUUAAGGCCAAAAAGAUCACAGUUACUCUAUAUACCAAGGGGUCAUGAGGAAAGAUCCCUCUCCACCAUAGCCCUGCAGAGUAGAAGGAUGCAUUUUGUAGUCCUUUGGCCCUGUUUUUACGUUCUGUUUCUUUUUACUAACAAGCCUAGAAAUUAGACUUAGAUAUCCACAUAAAUAAGUCUUUAUUGAAAAAAGUGCAUAAUUCAGUAUAAAUAUAAUAAAUAAUCCUCCUCCCCAAACUGCUGCCACGACGAUAAAUAAUCCCAAAAUUUCCCUUCCCGUGUAAUAAAUAUCCAACCUGUUCUAGGUCAGCAUCAUAAGUCAGUUUUGGUAAUUUUUCAACAGAGCAAGUCCUGUUAAAAUGAAUGGACUGAUUAACUUGUUGGCUCACAGGUGUCUAGGCUGAUAAAUUCAUCUUAGCAUUGCUGAGCCGUGGAGGUCUGGGUGCCAUCCUUAAGCUGCUGGCUUAGGGGCUCAGAGUUGCUGCUCCAUGGGCAAAGACCCUGGCAGCUACAGCCACAAAGGCCUGGAGGCUGCGAAGGAUCUUGAGGCGGAGAAGGAGGCGCUGCCACGGCUGGCUGGGACUGGGACUUGGAGUCUGCUCAAUCUCCCAGUGGUGACCCUCGGGCUGAAAGGACACAGGACACAAUCAGAGAGGACUCUAGAUCCUUCACUCUCCCGCCAGGCCCUGUCUCUGACACCUGCAAGCCCCACUUCUCCAGGCCCCUAGUUCAUACCUGCAAGAGUUCCCUGAGGCCCAGUAGGGAGGCAUGAAGCUGGCCCACAGGGCCAUCGAGGACUAGAGAAGGCUCCCCUGUGAAAAUAUCUGAGCCCAGCAGCUUCUCGUAAAAAACCAAGCCUUGGUGGAUCCUUUGCAAGCAGGACUGGGGAGAAAAGAAAGCAGUGAAAGAAAACAGAUACAGGGACUUCCCUGGUGGUCCAGUGGUUAAGACUCCGUGCUUCCACUGUAGGGGGCAUGGGUUUGAUCCCGGGUUGGGGAACUAAGAUCCCGCAUGCCACUCAGUGCAGCCAAAAAGAACAUCAAAAACAAAAAAAGAGGGAGAGGAAGAAAGAAAAAGAAAAAAGGAAGGAAGGAAAGAAAAAAAGGGGAAAGCAAAGAGUGAGAAGAAGGAAGGAAGGAAAGAAAAGAGAAAGUAAAGGAAAAGAAAAAGAAAAGACAGAUACCUUCUAAUUACUCCACCAAAGACCCAUCUGAUACUUGCCAUUCUUAGAAACGGCUGUGAUACGAAUGUUUGUGUCCCCAGAAAAUUCAUAUUUUGAUAUCCUGAUCCCCGUGUGACUGUAUUAGGAAGUGGGACCCUUGGGAGGUUAUUAGGUCAUGAGGAUGGAGCCCUCAAGAAUGGGAUUAUUGCUCUUAUAAAGGAGACCCACAGAACUCCUUAAUCAAUUCCACAAUGUGAGGAGACAAGAAGUCUGCAACCUGAAGAG